Drosophila albomicans is the source of this 5728-nucleotide messenger RNA. RefSeq lists its product as uncharacterized. NCBI's taxonomy places the organism in Eukaryota, Metazoa, Arthropoda, Insecta, Diptera, Drosophilidae. The transcript has 12 exons. The coding region runs from base 885 to 5123 and encodes 1412 amino acids. The record is from RefSeq and is a predicted model, not a curated record.
UCGUGCUUCGAAACAGACGUGUGCUGUCCAACAGUUGUAGUGUGUGAGCUUUUUAUUGCCGACGCUGUCUGUGUGCAAGGCACGUACGAAUAAUACUUUUGACUUGUGCCGCGUUGCAUUGCAAUAAAUCAGGCGAAAAAGUAUUUGAUUAAUAAACAAAUGCAGCCAAUCGAAAUGUACAUUGAAUGCGCAUUCGAUUUUAGUUGAUUAACACAUCGACAGUGUGUGGGUGCAAUCUUCUUUUGUGGAGUGCGCAACGUUCCGUUGCUUUAGAUUUUUCGUAUAUUUGAAACUAACGCUCAAAAGUGCCGCGAUUGCAUUGUUUUUGUUGUGACUUUGAUCGUGUGCUACACCUCGCGCGCGUUGUGCUCCCCUCUCUAUCUCUGUCUCUGUGUCUCUCACCCAUCUACUCUCAUCAACUUCAACUACCUAACCGUAACUUGCAAGCGCGUGCGUGUCGUAACUUUUGAUUAGCUGUCGUCUCAUCGCAGUCGCAGCAAAGUCUUUCCACGUCGAGAAGCCUCAGUGCACCCUUUGGAACAUUGCGCUUCGCGUCGUAUAUAUUUUUGUUCGUUUUUCGUAAGUUAUCGCCGCCUACAUCGCAUAUCUUUUGCAGUUGCAGUUGCCGCAUCGAAGUGCCCCAGAAAUUGUAAACAAGUGAAUAUAAUAAAUAUAAUGUGUCAAUAUUCGUAAUUUGUCGGAAUAUUCGUGUAACGAAAGGUGUGCUCUAAGCUUUGGCUGAUUGCUGUUGUUGUUGUCUGGCGGUUAUAUCAUUCCGUCGACGGAGAGACGCGACAACAAUACGCAAUACAUUUGCAAUAACUAAGCAACAGAAAUUACACAACAACAACAACAAUAAUAAAGACGACAACAACAUCAAAAACAUGAAACUGUCCAUCGAUAAAAGACCCAAAGGCGUGGCCUGCACCGCGCUCUUGCUGCCCUCGAUUGUGUGUCUCUGCCUCGGCCUGUGUCUGUUGCAGCUGCAGCAACUGGGAGUCGAGGCACACGUGGCCCUCACGUAUCCACCUGCACGAGCUUAUGACUUGGAUUUCUUGGAUAAUGCGCGCACAAAGGCGCCAUGUGGUAUGCCCAAAGGUUCCAUACGCACCUCUUUGUUGUCUGGCACACAGUUUAAUGUUACCUGGCAUUUGGCCUAUGCACACAGGGGCGGCUUCCGUUUGCAAUUGCUGGAUGCACUCGACAGACCCGUAUUGGAUCUAACACCUCACGUUAAUGGCUCGGAAUUUGUGCGCACAGAUGCGACAUCCCCCAUCACCUACAGGGCUCAGUCGUAUAUGGUGAGCAUUCCCAAGGAUUUCGAAUGCUUCAAUUGUACGUUGCGUUUGCUGCGUCAGGCCGAUGAAUGGUCGACUGCCUAUCGCUUCUGGUCCUGCGCUGAUGUGGACAUCAAGCAGCGCAAGGAUUUCCGUGAAACCUGUUCAGGACAUGGCAAAAACAUUGCAUCGCGCUGCAAGUGCGAUAAGAACUUCUAUGGUCCACAAUGUCAGUAUCACGAUGAGUGCAGCAGCAAUGCCGAUUGCGGUGUCCAAGGCAAGUGCAUUGAUAUCGACAGCACCUCGUUGCCCCGUCGUCAGUGCUACUGCAACUUUGGGUGGUACGGUAUUGGUUGCAACAAGCGUUCUCCCUAUAAGUCGACCAGCCUGGAUCUUACUUCGUAUACUAUGAAGGAACUGUCGCCUGACUAUCAUAUGUACUGGCGCCUGCUGGAGGAGCAAAAGGAGAUUGAGGUGGUGCUCAAGGUUAACAGCACCUCUUGGGUAGGCUUGGGCUGGCGUCCACGUGGCAUGACUCCGGAGUGUAAGAACUUCCCGUUGUUGCGUGAUAUGGGAGAUUUGACAACAACCCUCGAGAGCUCGGCUCCCGAGCCAAAGAGCGAACCGGAGCCUAAGAGCGAACCAGAGCCCAAGAGCGAGCCAGAGCCAAAGAGCGAGCCGGAGCCAAAGAGCGAACCGGAGCCAAAGAGCGAACCAGAGCCCAAGAGCGAGCCAGAGCCAAAGAGCGAGCCGGAGCCAAAGAGCGAACCGGAGCCAAAGAGCGAACCCGAGCCCAAGAGCGAACCCGAGCCUAAGAGUGAACCAGAACCCAAGAGCGAACCUGAACCCACAAGUGAACCUCAAGCAGAGCCAUCUGCCGAACCGAGUGCAAAGACAAAGCGCGUUGCCAAACACGAUCCUGACUUCGGCAACAUUGAUGGCGUUACCUCAGUGGCCACCAGUGUCUCCUAUCGCGUCAGCACAAAAUCGGGACGUAGCCGCCGCCAAGCAACAGAGCCAAAUAGCACAGCGGAACCAAAGAGCGAACCAGAGCCAACAAGCGAACCGGAACCAACGACAAGCGCACCGGAACCGAAGAGCGAACCUGAGCCGAAGAGCGAGCCGGAACCAAAGAGCGAACCUGAACCAAAAAGUGAGCCUGAGCCUAAAAGUGAACCAGAGGCCAAGAGUGAGCCGGAGCCUAAGAGCGAACCAGAGCCCAAGAGUGAACCGGAACCUAAGAGUGAACCGGAGCCCAAGAGUGAACCAGAGCCCAAGAGUGAUCCGGAGCCUAAGAGCGAACCAGAGCCCAAGAGCGAACCAGAGCCCAAGAGUGAACCGGAGCCUAAGAGCGAACCGGAGCCCAAGAGUGAACCGGAGCCCAAGAUUGAACCGGAGCCUAAGAGCGAACCGGAGCCCAAGAGUGAGCCCGAACCCAAAAGUGAACCAGAACCCAAGAGUGAACCGGAACCUAAGAGUGAACCAGAGCCUAAGAGUGAGCCAGAACCUAAGAGUGCACCCGAACCCAAGAGCGUGCAAGCUCCCAAAAAGUCCGCAAAUCUUGAGUCAGCAGAACCCAAGUACAAACUUAACCCGUAUACACCUCGGCACGACUUCAAUCCCAUGGACUGCACGGAUAUUGUUAUUGGCUCGGCACGUGGCAUGGCCAGUCGCGUGGGAGAUUACUACUCUCGGGAUCGUUCCACACCCAAAUUGGACGAGGUCUUUGGUGGUAAAUCCGAUUUGGCUUUGGGUACCGGUUUCGAGGAGAAUGGUGUGACCACCAUUAUAUUCCGCAAGAAACUGGUGGCAACAGAACCAACCGAUCACACACUGGACGAUGCGCUCACUCAUGUUAUCUGGGCAAGGGGUCAGGAACCACAGAAGUAUGUGCAUGUGCCAGCCUCCGGUUUAGAAACUGAGCCCUCAUCCGUUAAGGACUUCUAUCAACCGGAUGAGCUGAAAUACCACGGACAUCAAAUGCAACGCGGCGUCACCCAAAUUAACUUCUUUGAAAAAGAUAAGUCCGCUGCUGAAGUCGAUCGCAAUGAUCUGAGCACAAAUGUGCUUGAUAAUGAUUGUUAUGGUCACUGGAAAUAUCCCUCAAACUGCUCGCCCCAGGAACAUACUUGCGAGUACUACGCUUCAUGGGAAACCGCUGGACGUGGUGAUGAUAUCCGCUGGCACAUCGAGACAACAAACACACAAACCUGGACUGGCAUUGGCUUCAGCGAUGAUCAGCGCAUGUCACAAACUGAUGCCAUCAUUGGCUGGGUUGAUGGACGCAGUGGUCGUCCCUUCCUCAUGGACACCUGGGUACUUGGCUACGCUCCACCCAAAUUGGAUGAUCGCCAGGACAUUACCAAUGCAUCCGGUCGCAUUGAGAAGGGUGUGACCAUCUUAGAGUUCAAUCGCAAACGCAUCAGCAACGAUGAGCAAGAUCUCUCCUUCACCGAUGAUCAUUGUCUGUAUCUGUUCUUCCCCGUGCUCGGUGGUGCCUUUAAUGUUGUUAACAAGAAGACACGCAAGCACGAACAGGUGCCAGUAGUUUCGCCCCAACGCGUUUGCAUCAAAUCCUGCGGCAAAGAACUAGAGGCUGUUUUUGUGGGCACUAGCACACCAGCGCCAAGUCGCUUAGUGUAUGCCGUAGGUGUGAAGUUGAUGAACUUGGCCGAAUCCUUUGAAGCACCCAAGCCUGGCACUGUAGACUUUAAUAAUCUGGCAGCCACCAUUUCGGACUCCUUCAAUGGCAUACUCUCGCCAAUUCCCGGUUACUACAAGACCGAAAUUAUUGGUUUCGAAAAAGAGGGCAGCUCCAUGGUAGCCAAGGUACAGGCGCUAUUCGACAAGUCCGAUGUGGAGAAGAAGCACGCCCUGGAUACGAAUAACAUUGAGAAGACAAGCGAGGCGGCCGUUGAGAAGAAUGCGGAAGUUAUCAAGACAGCGCUACAAGAUCAAUUGGCUACCGGCAAGGUGGGAUCUCUAACAGUGGAUCCACAGUAUUUGGACUUUGAGGCUCUCGAAUUUAAGAGUGCUCAAGAACCCAGUGCUAAAGACACAUUGCUGUCCUUCUUCGAUCUGUCGGAGACACGUUUGUAUAUUGUGCUAGGUUUGAUUGCAGCCCUUGUCCUGAUCGCCCUGAUUCAAGCCUUCUGCACCAUAUUGAAAACGUCCCGCAAGAGCAAAAAUACCAAGGAGAAACUCAUACAGAACUCUCCCUGGAAAGAGUUUGCCUCCAACACGAACUAUGCCUUUGAUCCAUAUGGCGAAACCGAAGAGAAGCACAUGACAAGCAGCACCACCGCAAAGGAGAAGGCACGCAAUCGUUCCACGUCCAGCAGCCAACAGACCACGCUGCCCAUGUCCCACUCACCCACAAGCAAAUCCCAAAUGUACUAUGAAAACACCAAUGGCAAGAGCAGCAGCAAUGGCCAUGGCAAUGGCAACAGCCGCUCCAACGGUCGCCACAUGACACAAGAGAGCAGCGCUGGCGGCAGUAUGUCCACUGCUCCAGGACCUUAUUCCCGAGGUAGCUAUGCGGAGCGUGCUUAUUCGCUGCCCCGCCAGAAUCAUCAUUAUCAACAGAGCUCGGCAAACAUGCAGCCAUCUGGAUAUUAUACGCACGAUCGUCGGGCUGCGCGACAUGAGCGCGAGCGUGAGCGGGAACGAGGCGAGGAGCGACGUCAUCGCCAUGAGCGGGACUCCAGCUACGAUAGAUCCCGCGAUGAUCCGCGUUUGAAUGGCGGCGCUGAUACGCCAGACUUUUACUUUAUGCCAUCGCAACGCAAAUACUCCGGCGAAGUAGUGCGCGUCUAUGUGGACUACAACAAGGAUCCGAAGAACUAGGAACAGACGCACACACGCACAGAACAAAAACAUCCUCGAUGAGAGUGCAUGCACAACAAGAAAGUUACAAUUUAUUUAAAAAAUCUUGAUUUAAGCUUUUCUUCUAUCAUUCCGUCCUUCUUCCACAACCUCAAUCUGUUGCUUCUCGUUUCGAUUGCCAUAAAGCAGUUUCACUGCAUACGUUUCACAAUGUUGGGGGACGAGGGAUUCCCCCUUUUCACUUUGGGUGCGUAAGCUUUAUAAUGACGCACACACAAAAAAAACAAACAAACACACAGAGACAAACAAACACAAAGUUAAUGAUGCAGUUCAGGAAAUGUUUAAACAAAUGACAAAAAGAAAUCCACAGUUUAGUAAAUUGUAAAUAUUUUGCAUAGAAUAUAAUGGUCUGAACAAGUAAGUAUUGAUUCAGGACUUUUGCAAUGUUUUCUCUUCAAUGUGCAAAGAAAAAUAGUCACUGUAUUUAAUCAAAUUAAAUAUAUGUAUGUUAAUCUAAAGUUUAAUAAUGUUGAGCGCAUAAUACGACGAUAAUACUCGUACAAAAUGUUUAAUUUUACAUUACAAUACAUUAAUUAAGUACAUAUUAAUAAAGCUAGACAUGUAAU